Molecule: messenger RNA, 1242 nt
Organism: Alternaria burnsii
Lineage: Eukaryota; Fungi; Ascomycota; Dothideomycetes; Pleosporales; Pleosporaceae
Product: lytic polysaccharide monooxygenase
Exons: 2
Coding region: 1-1242 (413 amino acids)
Source: RefSeq, a predicted model, not a curated record
AUGUACACGAACAUUGUCUCUGUGCUCGCCCUGGCCGGCGCUGCUCAGGCCCACAUGUCAAUGUACUACCCGGCUCCCUUAGGAGGAGCCCCUGCCAUCAACAAGCAAUCAACGGAGCUUGACCCCGAGUUCAACUUUCCGCUUGGCUGCUGUGGCCCUGACGGUGGCGACAGCAGGCCCUCUCCUGGUAUUUGCCGCGGUCACCUUGACAAGUUCGACACUGAGGAUGCUACUGUCACCUGGCAGCCUGGACAAGACGCUUACUUCCAACUGACAAACUAUGACUACGACCCAGCGGCGCCUGGUGGUACCCACUAUGGAGGAUCUUGUCAGGUCGGUUUCUCGACCGACAAGGGUAAGACAUGGAAGAUGGCCGCUUCAUACCACGGUGCUUGCCCACAUGCCACCGAAGAUGGAUCACCUGAGGCCCAGACCUUCGACUUCAAAGUACCUACCGGUAUGCCUGAAGGUGAUGCUAUCUUCGGUUGGGUAUGGCUCAAUCGCGAACACGAGUCAUUCAUGAACUGUGCUAAAGUCCACAUUGGUUCUGGUUCUGGUGCUGGCUCUGGCGAUAGCACUGAGCCCAGUGAGCCAUCUCAGUCUGCGACGCAGCCCGAGCAGCCAGCAUACUCCGAGACUGAGCCUGAGGAGACUCCUCAGCCAACUUCCGCACAGCCUGAGGCUCCCGCCGAGGACGAUAAGAGCUCCGAGCAAUCGCCACCCGCUUCGCCUGUCGAGGACAGCCCGGCUGUCGUCGUUACCACUGUCAUAGCUACUACUAUCUACGAGCAGUACCAGCCCACACAGACAGCGACCAACGACUCCGAAGCUUCCGGAGAGAGUGAUGACUCAAGUGACGGCCACUGGUGGAACCGUCCUCACCAGAAGGUUAAGGCAGGCACUCGUCGGUAUGCAGUCGACGGCUCUCGCUGUGAGUGCCGUCGUGACGAGCUUACCCUUGCGGCUCGCUGCUCCUGCGAUUCUACCAACAAGGCCGUCGAGCGCAAGGCUCUUCGCAUGCACCGCCGCACCUUCUACAAGCGUGUUGAUGCGUGUGAUUGGAACUCAGCCCCCAGAAUGGAGGUCUCGUACUUCACUGAGGAUGCCAACUGCGCCCCCAAUGCUAAGGCUCACAUGCCUGAGAGCGACACUUUUGAGUUGGGCUGGGAUGUCAACUGUGGUGUCGUUGAUGGCCAGAGUGAGUAUGAGAUCAAGACCAUGAGCUGUGACAUGUAUGGUUAG